Molecule: messenger RNA, 2220 nt
Organism: Brachypodium distachyon (stiff brome)
Lineage: Eukaryota; Viridiplantae; Streptophyta; Magnoliopsida; Poales; Poaceae
Product: protein FAR1-RELATED SEQUENCE 5-like
Exons: 2
Coding region: 284-1426 (380 amino acids)
Biological process (GO): regulation of DNA-templated transcription
Source: RefSeq, a predicted model, not a curated record
CUUCAAAACUAUUCCCAGUUAAGAUAGUUAGGUGGUGCUGGUGCUGAUAAUUGUCAUGAAAGUUAAGAAAACAGAGCACCCAUAUAUAUUUAUAUUGCCGUACAUAUUUAUAUUGUACUGCAUGAAGUGACAGCAGAGCACCCAGUUUUUCAAAUCAACUAUCCCCCAUUUAUCCCAGGUCAGCAGAAUAUGGAUCAGGAUACAGAAAAAAAAUCUAGUGCAAGAUGAUCAGGGUGGUCCAGAAAACACCGUAGUGCUGCUGCAUCCAGUCUUGCCUGAAGGUAUGAGAUGCAAAAAAGAAAAAACAAUAGAGUUUCUAAUGGUUUCGCCAAAGCUAUGCUGGGUGGAUAAAAACUAUUGUGCUGCACAUCCAGGUACUAAUGGACGACAUUCACAAUCAACCCGCUUGAGUGGUGCUGGCGCCCAUGAUAAUCUGCUACAAGCUACUGCAGGAGAUCCACCUGCUAUGAUGGGCCCUACACACAAUGUACCUAGACCCGAUGAACAUAUUGGAGCAAGCACAUCGGCAGCAGACCACCCAUUACACGGAUCGAGCGGAGAGAGGGCGGAUGGAGAUAACAAUGAGGAUAACGAUGAUGCUGAUGAUGUGAUGUCAGCUCCUGCGAAACCAGCGCUCAGCAUGAGGUUCGAAAGCACCGCGGCAGCUAAGAAACACUAUCAAGACUAUGCAAGGUGGAAUGGGUUUGGCAUGAGGACUGAUUACCAGAGGCCUAUAAAGAGUGGCGAAACAAGCCGAGCUCAGUUUGUGUGUUACUUGGCAGGCAGGAACAAAAAGGAGAAAGAUGACCCACAGCGUCCGGAAUCUAUAGUCCCAAAAAGGAAGAGAAACAUUACAGAAAGGACUGGUUGCCAAGCAAGAAUGAAGGUGAAACUUGACGGAGCAACAUAUAUCGUGGAUCAAUUUGAGGAAGAGCAUAACCACAGUGUGUUAAAAAAGUUCGAUCUCGGCAAGUACUUGCGAUCGCACCGCCACAUGCCGAGGGAGGAGAGGGAGUUUGUGAAGCUUCUGCAUGCUUGCAACCUUCGAACCAGCCAAAUGAUGCAGAUCCUGUCAACCCUGCACGGCAAGCUGAACGAUUUGUCGUACACAAGGACAGACAUGGCCAACUUCAGAGCAACGCUGCGCAGGGAGCAUUGUGUAAUGGACAUGAAGUACACGCUACGGUAUUUCAAAAAGCUGAAGAAGGAUGACGAUGACUUCUACAACUUCGAGCUGGACGAUGAAGAUAGGGUAAUCAACUUGUAUUGUUGGGUAGACGCAGAAGCUAGGAGGUCGUACAAGUACUACAACGACUGCAUUUCCUUUGACACGACAUAUUUGACGAAUAAAUAUAACAUGCCAUGCGCACCUUUCAUUGGAAUAAACAACCAUGGCAGUCUGUUCAAUUCGGGUGAGGGUUCCUGAGAAAUGAAGACACCCUCAGCUUCGUAUGGUUAUUCAAUACAUUCUUGGAAGCCAUGGAUGGGAUUGCUCCGGCAAACAUCAUAACAAAUCAGGACUUUGCAAUGCGGAACGCGAUAGCUGAGGUUUUUCCAGAGGCAAGACAUAGAAAUUGCCGCUGGCACAUAAUGAAGAAGGCACAGGAGAAGCUGGGUGGAUUCAUGGGCAGGAACCUGGAGCUGCACGCAGUUUUUGAGGACUGCGUAGACAAUAGCUACACGCCAACAGAAUUUGAGUUCAAAUGGAGCGCAAUGAUUGAGAAAUACCAAGUGCAGGAUAAUGAGGACCUAGCGUCCCUAUGGGAAAACCGAACAAGUUGGGUGCCUGAAUACUUCAUGCUCAACUUCUACCCCUUCUUGCAGUCAACGCAAAGGAGCGAGGGGUUCAAUUCAAUGCCGUGUUGAAAAGAUAUGUCAGCCCUAGCAAUUCAAUAUACAACUUUGCGCAGCAAUACUCGGCUAUACAGGCAAAGAUAUUGGGAGCAGAGAAGCAAGCGGAGGCUGAAACAGCGCCCACCGUGCCGAAGAAAUGGGGGUUCAGCCCGAUAGAGGAGCAAGUGAAGUUGGUAUACACAAGGAGAAUGUUUAACAGGUGACGCAUAACCCCCCUCGCAGCAGCACCGCGUUUUGCGCACACAAAGUCUUUUUUUCCGUUUUUAUAUACAUUGCAUUUGGCUUCUAAAAAGUUGCCAGAUUAACACAUGUUUAGUUGCCAGUGGCACAUUAGUGAGUUUGCCACUGUAACACAUGCAAAGUGGC